GGUGACCCUAAGAAUGACUCAUGGAUCUUUGCCCUGGCUGUGCUUCUGAGCAGCACCUUUGUCUACAACAGCUUGGGCACCAUCAACCACCAGGCCCUGGAGCAGCUGCAUUAUGUGACAGAGCUCACAAAACUAAUCAGGGCAAAGUCCUCCCCAGAAGAGGAUGGAACAGAAGAUUCCACAGAGUUUGUGAGUUUCUUUCCAGACUUUACCUGGGCUGUAAGGGAUUUCACCCUGGAGCUGAAGCUAAAUGGUCAUCCUAUCACAGAAGAUGAGUACCUGGAGAAUGCCUUGAAGCUGAUUGCAGGCAACAAUCCCAGAAUCCAAGCAUCCAAUCUACCCAGAGAGUGCAUCAGGCAUUUCUUUCCAAAACGGAAGUGUUUUGUCUUUGACCGGCCAAUAAACGACACAAAACUUUUAGCCAAUAUUGAGAAUAUACCUGAAUAUCAACUGGAUCCUCAAUUCCAGACACAAGCAAACAAUUUUUGUUCUUACAUCUUCACCCAGGGAAGGACCAAGACUCUCAGAGAGGGAGUCACAGUGACUGGGAAUCGGCUGAGGACUCUGGUGGUGACCUAUGUGGAUACCAUCAAUACUGGUUCAGUGCCUUGUUUGGAGAAUGCAGUGACAACUCUAGCCGAGCUUGAGAACUCAGUGGCAGUGCAGAAGGCCUCUGACCACUACAGUGAGCAGAUGGCCCAGCGAGUGAAGCUCCCCACAGACACACUCCAGGAGCUGCUGGAUGUGCAUGCAGACUGUGAGAGGGAAGCCAUUGCAGUGUUCAUGGAGCACUCCUUCAAGGAUGAAAAGCGGGAGUUCCAGAAAAAGCUGGUGUAACUCAUAAAGGAUAAGAAGGAGCAUUUCUUGCAGCAGAAUGAAGAGGCAUCCAUUGAAUACUGCCAGUCUAGGCUUGAUCAGCUUUCACAGGUCCUAAUGGAAAGUAUUUCAGCAGGAACUUUCUCUGUUCCUGGAGGAUACAAGCUCUACAGGGAAGCAAAGGAAAGUAUUGAGUGGAACUAUUCACAAGUGCCCCGGAAAGGAGUGAAGGCAAAUGAGGUCCUCCAGAGCUUUCUGCAGUCGCAGGCUUCAAUAGAGAAAUCCAUCUGGCAGGCAGAUAAAGCCCUCACUGACAGGGAGAAGGCCAUAGCAGCGGAGCGAGUCAGCAAGGAGUCAGCUGAGAGGGAACAGGAGCUGCUAAGACAGAAACUACUGGAGCAGCAACAGCAGAUGGAGGCUCAAGAAAGGACUCUCCAGGAAAACAUAGUCCAACUGAAAGAGAAGAUGGAGAAGGAGAGAGAAAACAUACUAAAAGAACAGAAUAUGAUGUUGGAGCAUAAGCUGAAG
Callorhinus ursinus (northern fur seal) is the source of this 1344-nucleotide messenger RNA. RefSeq names its product guanylate-binding protein 6-like. Gene Ontology annotation, molecular function: GTPase activity; GTP binding. Lineage: Eukaryota; Metazoa; Chordata; Mammalia; Carnivora; Otariidae. The record is from RefSeq and is a predicted model, not a curated record.